Suillus subaureus is the source of this 249-nucleotide messenger RNA. RefSeq lists its product as uncharacterized. Lineage: Eukaryota; Fungi; Basidiomycota; Agaricomycetes; Boletales; Suillaceae. Bases 1 to 249 code for a protein of 82 amino acids. The record is from RefSeq and is a predicted model, not a curated record. The transcript has 2 exons.
AUGGUCCAGGGCAAAACAAAGGGUCUUCAGAGCAAGGCAUCAUCAUCAAGGCAAGCUGCUAAGGCCGCUGCCAACCCGAAAAAAGGGAAACGGUACAUUCCACCCAAAAAGACCGCACUGGUCAAGCAGGCUUCCAUGAGGCAGUCACUGACGGCCAAGAUAAACAAAUCCAUCGAACAGCAAAUGGUAUCUGCUGCAUCAGCCGGCAAACUCACGAUCAUGAAAAAUGCCGUUGAUACGUAUGGCUGA